AUGGAGUUGCUUAUGUUGAGAGCUAAUGUAUCUGAGGACAGUGAAGCUACUAUGGCACGGUUUCUUGGUGUACUUAACCGUGAGAUACAAGAUAGAGUGGAGAUGCAACAUUACUUGGAGAUAGAGGAGAUGUUACACAAAGCUAUCUUGGUGGAGCAACAAGUUAAAAGAAGAAGUCAUGUGCGUAGCAGUUAUGGUUCUAGUAGGUAUCAGACUUCUAAAGAAGAUAAACCAAGCUAUCAGAAGGAGAGCAAGCCACAGCCAAAGGAAGAGCCUAAGACUAAUAGCAUCUACAGCAAAGAUAAGGAUAAAGUGGAGACUACAAGCUCGCGUGAAAGAGAUGUUAAGUGUUUUAAGUGUCAAGGGCGUGGGCACUAUGCUAAUGAGUGUACCAACAAGAGAGUUAUGAUUAUUUUGGAGAAUGGAGAGUUUGAAUCUGAAGAUGAGAAACCAGAGACUGAUCAAGAACUAUCAGAGGCAGAGUGUGAGGAAGAACCCGUUCGUGGUAUACUUUUGGUUGCGAGAAGGACUCUCAACUUGCAAAACAAAACCGAGGAGUAA
Molecule: messenger RNA, 561 nt
Organism: Brassica napus (rape)
Lineage: Eukaryota; Viridiplantae; Streptophyta; Magnoliopsida; Brassicales; Brassicaceae
Exons: 1
Coding region: 1-561 (186 amino acids)
Molecular function (GO): nucleic acid binding; zinc ion binding
Source: RefSeq, a predicted model, not a curated record